Molecule: messenger RNA, 2586 nt
Organism: Megalobrama amblycephala (Wuchang bream)
Lineage: Eukaryota; Metazoa; Chordata; Actinopteri; Cypriniformes; Xenocyprididae
Exons: 9
Coding region: 756-2045 (429 amino acids)
Molecular function (GO): protein binding
Source: RefSeq, a predicted model, not a curated record
AGCAGUUACAGUAUUUAGUAUAAAAAGUUUUUAAAAGAAUCAUGACUCAAGCUGGGACGUUUACAUGUUUGUUUACAGAUUUAUUUAUUUAACCCUAACCCUAACCCUAACCCUAGCCCUAGCUGAGAGCUGCAGACAGUCUGACACUGAGUGACUCGCCGCCCUUCCCCCACCGGCCUCUGAUCGCGCGCGCGCCUCCCGCCCAUCCCCCACAGCAGCAGCGCAGCAGCUUCAGUGCAGAGUGAGAUCAACUCUGAGGAGAGAUCACAAGUGCUGCUCAAAAGAUGGAAUAAUCUGUCGUGGCUAUGCGUUUUUAAAGCACUUUUACAAGAUCUAGCAGCUUUUCCUUCCUUUAUAUUUAAUAUAAAAUACCAUAAAUUAAAAAAAAAAAGAUUUAAAGAAAAUGCUGUUAAUAAAGUGCACGUUAAAGUUUAUUUUAGAGCCUCGAAAUAAUCCACACAUCUCCCUGAUUUUAACUCAAACAUUUGAUUAAAUAGAAUUAGUAAAAAUUAAGAUAUGUGUUCCAAAGAGAUCGUUUAAAAGUGAUCAUGUGCUCUGUCCAUUAGAAAGACGUACGCCUCCGUUUUUAUUUUAUUUUUUAUUUUUUUAUUUAAGUUUGAAGAACCAGUACUGUAAAUAAAACAAACAAAGAUCUAGGUGUUUGCCAAAAUAUUUAUUAGGUCAAAUAAAUGUAGUCACAAUUUCAACGUGAAAUCCAAAUACGUAACUACGUCACGUACACACGUCAGCUGUGGAUGUGUUUUCCCGGGAAAUGCAGUCACAUGGCAUUGCUUGACGCGAAAAAGACGACAACCCCCAUCAAUGGACGCUGGAGAGAAAUAAUGCUGAAAAGCAAAAGGCGUAAAACACCUCUGCAGGAUGCAGAGGAUCACAUGACCCGUAGAGCUGAUAAGCCUGGGCUUCAAGAGCAGUUCAUCAGCAAAUAUAAAGGGCGUGGGGUUUUCACCACUAGAGCUUUUUUCAGACGUGAUUUCGUUCUUGAAUACAGAGGUGAACUUCUGAGUUCAGAAGAAAGUCUUGACCGAACUGAACACUACACUGAGGCCGAGAACGCGUUCCUGUUUGACUUUCAGUGGCGUGGCAGAAAUUGGUGCAUGGAUGCAUCUAAAGAAGACUGUUCCUUGGGAAGACUUGUAAAUGACGAACACAGAAAUCCUACUUGCAAAAUGAGAACCCUUGAAGUGAGCAGGAAACCUCACCUGUGUCUCUUUGCUGUGCGAGACAUUCUACCAGGGGAAGAAAUCACUUUCAAUCACGGAUACUCAGACUGGCCAUGGCGAGUCAAGCCUUUGAAUCAAGCAUCAACUGAAUCCUCUGAUAAAAAGCCAUCCAUCAGUUUGGGUCUGCAGAGAUCGCCUCAUUGUGCUGCUCCUGUUUCUUCACCUGGAUUGGACGAGGUGAACAGCAGUGGUCCACAUAAGCAGUCAGGCAAAGCAAGAACAUCAAGAAAAACGUCAUCCUUAGUCGCGUCUGCAACUGAUGCAUCCUCUUCAUCGGCACCCUGUGCUGUGUCCACCUCUGUGAUGACCUCAUCACCGUCACCGUAUUACCGGUUACCAGAGGGGACACUGCAGUUGGCAAAAAUGAGUAAAGUCCUAAUGGCCAUGGAGAAAGGAACACUGUCUGACUUCAAAGGAAAGAAACAUGACGACAUUGAAAUUGACCCAAAUGAGCAACUUGAGGCUCAAGGUGAUUCCAUGUCAAGUGAUGAGGAGGAUUACAGUGACGUAUCUCAGACAACAGCACCAGCAGAGACUGAUCCACCUGUUCAAUCUGAUCAAUCUGUUUCACAAGAGGAUCAAGGUUCUUCAAAUGCUCCAAAAAAGAAAUGGGAGGACAAUGAGGUAAAAGCAGUAGAGAGACACAUGAUGAAGUUCAUCAAGACAUGCAAAGUUCCUGGUAAGCAAGACUGUGAAAGAUGCAUUCACGCAGAGCCAGAAGCUUUGAAGCAGCGAACAUGGACUCGUGUGAAAAAUUAUGUGCGGAACAGGAUCACGACUCUUAAAAGAAAGGGUGGUUUGUGAGGAGGCACAAACACAAAAACACUUCAGUGCCUUUUAUAACUUCUUUACUGUAAAAAAAUAAAUAUAUAAUAUAUAAAAAUACUGUAAAAAUAUAAUAUGAUGUGGAAAGUGUUAAAAGUAUUAUUUGACUUAUUUGUGUGAAGAGAGUGGCUCAACUAGCGACCAGCUCAUUGAAGGUGCUGUACAUUAACGUUGUUAGCAAAAGACUGUACUGCGAUGUUACAUAAACUAAUCAAAAAUAAUCUGUACCAUUUAUCCCAAGUAAAAUAAUCCCAUAUUAGCUCUUAUAAAUAUAUUUUACAUGCCAUCUUAACACUUUUAAGCACAUUCUCUUUUUGUAAGAAAUGGAGGAAAAAUGAAAAGAAAUUAGGAUAAAGGUGUAGAAAUUGUUUUGAGGAUGGAAUGAAGCAGAAUAUCAAGAAAGACAGAGUAUAAGAACGCUAAUGAAGAAAGAAUAGUUCAUUUUCAAUUAGGGCUGGGCGAUAUAUCGUAUGCGAUUGUCACGUGCAUUUCGUCAGUAAAGUCGGUUCCCUGAUUACCG